UGCAUAGUCCGAUGUUCCUAGCCUUCCCCAUGACCCAACUACAUAUAACGCAUCUCAUGUACCGGUAUAAAUGCCGUCCGCACCUGUGAUCACCUGUCUUUCAAUCAUAGUUUUGGACCAUGGAUUCCAAACUUGGAGGUGAUGAUCGACGCAGCUUGUUUUCAAAUUCAGCUCUUCCUUUGCCUCGAGGAGUCUGCAUGUACCAGAAGUUGCCUCCCACAACAACUUAUUCGCUUUCUCAUUGCUUCAGAAAAUGGCCCAUUGGAACAAGGAUCAAUGGGGAGUGCAACAGGCACAGGGGUAUUCGCCAUUCUAUACUACCCUCGGCGCAGAGCCGACGCCUGGACACUCUCAACCAUAUGCGCAACCAGUCGUUCAGCCGCAGUACGAUCCACAAUCAUCUGCAAACCAAAAAACACCCUUCGACGACGGUCGGUUUGAGCCGAAGAAGCAGGUCAACGACAUUCUCUUCCUGGUCCUUUUCAUUCUGCAGUUUGCCGGAUUUGUCGCGCUUUCAGGAAUUGCCCUCUCAGGAUACGUGUCGGAUAACGGACUCGGGGGUGGUGUAGGCAAUGGCUCUCAGGUUGGCUCGUCGGUGACCCUCAAUCGGCAUACUGCCUACCUUCUGUUGUUUGUCACUGCAGCAGCUCUUGUCUUAUCUACAGCCUAUUUGAUACUCGCACGCAUCUUUACACGGGCCUUGAUGCACAUCACUCUCGUUUUGUCUGUAACACUCAACAUCGCCAUUUGCGUUUAUUACUGGAUCACUGGCUACUAUUCUGGUGCCAUCAUAUUCACUAUCAUUGCCUUGAUUUCGAUCUUUGCCUAUUUUGGCUUUAGGUCCCGCAUUCCAUUGGCGUCACUACUCCUGCAAGUAGUAAUGGAUAUCUCCAAACAUCACAAGAGCGUCUACGUCGUUGUCUUCAUCGCCUUGAUUUUGCAAGCUGCUCUAACCGUGUGGUUUUCCUAUACACUGAUUGCGAUAUAUACGAAAUGGACACCUGGCAAUCCAAGUUGCGACAGCGGAACGUCUUGUUCUGGAAGUACUGUGGCAGGCCUAGUAUUCUAUGCAAUAUUUUCGUACCUCUGGACAUCUCAAGUCAUCGGUAACGUCGCCUUAGCCACUCUUGCUGGUGGACCGUACGGAAGUUGGUAUUACUUCGGACCUCAAGAGCAGCAACUGAUGCCAAAGCAUCCAACCCUUAGCGCAUUUGGACGUGCUUCAACGCUUUCUCUUGGGUCGAUAGCAUUUGGAUCCUUGAUUGUCACUAUUUUGGAAAUUGUUCGCCUUGUGCUAAAUGCUGCGAGGAACAAUGCAAAUGCGCAAGGGAGCUUCGUUGAAGCAUGUCUUGCUUGCUGCGCAGAGUUCUUCGUUGGGUGUAUUGAAGGACUGGUAAGGUACUUCAAUAGGUAUGCCUACAUCGAGAUCGCGCUCUAUGGAAAACCUUACAUUAAAGCAGCAAAAGACACUUGGACCAUGUUCAUGGAUCGUGGUACGCUCCGUUAUCGUUUGUUUUCCCGUAAGCACUCUCAGGAUUCUAAUAUUGUAGGAAUUGAUGCGCUUGUCAACGAUUCAUUGGUUGGCAUGACUUUGACGUGGGGAGCGUAUGCCAUUGGGCUUCUAUGCUCACUCUUUGGAUAUCUCUACCUGCGCCUGACACAUCCUGCAUAUAACGCCGAUGGACAGUACACAGCGCCAGUUGUCUUGUUUGGAUUCCUCAUCGGACUGCAAUGUUCGAUGACAAUGUCCGCUGCCAUAGAGGCUGGAGUGUCUACUAUCUUCGUGGGUCUCGGAGAAGAUCCACAAGUAUUAGCUGCACGCGCACCUGACCUAUUUAGGCUCAUUGCUCUUACUUAUCCUCGUGUCGUUCAAGGGGUACCGAGGGUUUGAUGCUCUCGAUGUGGCGAUGUCCGGAUAUUUUGUGUGGCCGGAUCCGGCUUAGGUCCCUGCGUCGAAACAAGUUUUUGAGAUCCAUUCAACAUGAACGCAUGUUACUGUAUAAAGCCUCAAGUAUGAACGUGAACCGAACUACAGAUUGUCGAGUCAUACGGCUAUG
Messenger RNA from Suillus discolor, 2057 nucleotides. Its product is annotated as plasma-membrane choline transporter-domain-containing protein. Gene Ontology annotation, molecular function: transmembrane transporter activity. The transcript is spliced from 17 exons. Bases 254 to 1891 code for a protein of 545 amino acids. Lineage: Eukaryota; Fungi; Basidiomycota; Agaricomycetes; Boletales; Suillaceae. The record is from RefSeq and is a predicted model, not a curated record. Gene Ontology annotation, cellular component: plasma membrane. Gene Ontology annotation, biological process: transmembrane transport.